CAGAGUAACAGUUUUCCUCUGUGCAACUGCACAAAGACCUCUAAAUUCUCCCCGUUUCAACCCCCAACCCCUCCUCUGCCCCCAGCCACCUGCUUUUGCCUGCAGCCCCUUCAGAGCCACCUGCUCAGGCUGGUUUCUCAGAAUAGGUGUGAGCGCUCUGCCCAUGACACUUUCCUGUACCCCCACUUAUGAGUGCAGGCUUUAUGUGGCUGCCCUUCCUCACGAGGUCUCUCCUGCCACGGCACCCUGCAGUCUUUGCUCCACCACUACCUCCCUUCCAUCACUGUUUUCAAGUUCUCCUUGCCACGCUGCUCAGCCUCUUGGUAGGGAUGAUUUUGCCCCAUUUUUCAUUCUUAUCCAAGGUAACUUGAGACCAGAGGAACCUCAUGCAGAAUCACAUAUGACUUAGAUGCAGUGAUACUGAUAGAAUGGGACAAUGAGGAAUGCUGGUGUGAAGAGAAGUUCUGGGAACAGGCAAAGUGAAGAGGCAGUAAACAGGAAAAUAGCCCUUUCUCCACUGAGGAAAUAAUUCAGCAAAAAGAAGAAUGUGAGGCAGUUGUGUGCUUCUGACAUUUAUUAAGUCUUUAAAAUCUUUGAUAAGAAAUACCUGUAUUGUGAAGAUCUCAGCUGUUUGCUGCUGACAAAAUGUGGCUGAACUUAAAUGUGUGUGUAGACAUAUACAUGUGCAUACACAGAUGGCCAAGGAAAGUACUUCUUAGUGAAUAAAAAUUGUUGGAAUAUACUUCAAAAAUAAAAAAGGAUGACCCACCCUGUAUAUGAUCCUCAAACUGAAAUAAUCAUGCAGCAUUUCUCCCACAGCACUUCAAAAUUAUAAACAACAAAUAUAGAGUCAAAUUCUAUCCUUCAUCCCUAUGAUGGGCGACUUAUUCCAGACUGUGUUUUAAUAGUCUUUCAUACACCCAUGUGUCAGAUUAAAUAGUAGAAAUGCCAACUGGAUGACAAUGUAGUAUCAUUUCUGGAAGUAUUGGCUUUUAAUAUUAAUCUUCAACGGGAUGCUUUACUGCAGGCAUGUGCAUACAUUAGAUAACCCUGGCAUACAGAGAGUAUUUUAAGACCUACAUAAUUUUGAAACACCCUUUAAUAUUUAGUGAUAGUCAUGAUACAUUCCAUGCACAUAAGAUCAGAAGCAGACCUUCCAGGCUAGUUUUACUUCUCAGGAUGGAUGCCAAAUUGGGACCCCACAGCAUUUUGGUUUUCUAUAGGACAGUUAAAAUGGCACCACAAGCUGUUCUCUGACAUCUGAGCCUGGUCUUGGGCAGUCAGAUCACAAGGUGGAAGUGUCAAGAAGAAUAAUAAAUACAACUGUCUUCGCAUGUUUAUCUUUUAAUCUGAGAUUAAAUAUGAGAUAUCCAAAACAUAUGCUGCCGGCUAUUAUGGAUUCUGGGACAUUGAACUGUGAUGUCAGAAAAUUCAUUUUAGUUACUGAACUCCAGCAUCUGGUGCUGCCUGCACUGUCCAGAAUCAACCUGUUAAAUCAUAGACAACUUUAAUUUGUAAUUACUUCUCUCUCACUUUCUAUUUAUCCACCUAUGAUUAAAAAACAAACGCAUUCUUAAGCUUUAGAUUUAAGCAACAUCAUUUUAUAUCCACAAAAUAAAAGACUAACCCUCUGUAAUUCAUAGAUUUUGUAGCAAACAACAUGCUUACAGAUUUUCACAUUGAGUUAGCUGCUGCUUAGAAGGAGAAAGAGGUGCAUGUAAGAUUAGAUUCAAAGCAGUUCUGUGAAAUCUAUGUAGCCUCUUUAUGCAACAACCUGCUACACGGGGGAGAGGAAAAAAAUAAAUCCUGGCCUUGAUGUCAAAACAAUGUAAACUCCUUUUAGUAUGUUGACUUGUGGAACAAGUGAGGCAUGAAAACAAAAGUGCAGAGCCCUCAGUACUGACUGUGAAUAUUUUAUCUUACCAAGAGAAAGCAACAAGAGACCAAAUCCUUAAAGCAUAUGCUGUGCUGACAGUGCGCUCUCACUGUGACAGUAAUGGUAUUUGCAAUCCCGGCUGCACUCUAGCCUGUGCUGUAAAAGCACCCAUUCCUGAGAGUAUGUGUUGCCCUUCCCUGGCCCUUAGCCAGAUGAAGGAGCUCUUCUCUGUUACUCAUGUUGCCCUGUAGAAACGAAUGUUUAAACUAUUAUUUCUCUACCCCGAAGUGAAAUUGUAGAGAUUUUGGCAUCAUUAGCUCUUCUGAAAUUUUCACGGUGCUGAAAAACUAUAUUUGGAUGACUGUUGCUUUUUGCACACAAAGUAACCAUUCUCUGACUCUUUACAAAUAUCUAAGUGUUGUUCUGAAAUUCAGGGACUGAAUCCUCAUAGAAAUGUUGAAGCAAAAAUACCACUGUUACUGCAGUGUUUUUGUUGGAGAGUGGUUGGUAAGAAUGUUUAGAGGGUGAUUCAGGGCUGUGACUGAAAGUAUUCACCAGUCUCUGUCAGAGAUCAUUUUGACUAAGUCUAAUGAGGUAAGUUGGUGAGCUGAUUAAGGAUAAAAGAAGUUGCUCCUCUGGGAAUGUGUUUGAAUGUGAGUGCUCUCCAGUUUUUCCUAGCACCCUUUUGUUUGUUCUUCUCUCCCAGCUGAGGCAUGAGAUUCAGAGGGAAUUGUUGCUUAUAAAUUAUGAAUUUACUGCCUCACAAUUACCAUUCUGUCAUCAAAAAUAUCAAUUUUUCCUUCACUAGUCAGUUCUUUCUCAGUUUCUCCAUCCUCUGCUUAAAAUUGUUCCCCAUCACUACAUCAUACUCAGCCCAGGUCUUUGUGUGGAGACCCAGUCAUCCUACACAGACUUCUUAUUUCCUACUUCAUAUUUGAGCAAUUCAGGAAAUUUUGGGUGAUUCACAAAUGUGAUUACACGGUAGCAUUUCAAGACAUCCCAGUAUUGCUUUAGAGAGACAGCUUGGAAGAAUGCAUGUGAUGGGCUUUAGAGAAAGUAAGGAAGCAAUGUGGAUUGUGGUGUGGUAAAGCAGGGAUAAGCAAGAGGCACAAAUUAAAUCCUGGAAUCAUACAUAAUUCCUUCUAAAUGUGUCCAGUUGUGUUCUGCACUAUCCAGAAGUAAGAGCAGCAACCGAGUCACUUCCAGCUUGGCUUCAUUCUGAGUUUGAUCUCCUGUUUCAGAGCUGCUGACAGGCUGCUUGGAACCCUGUCCACAACUGCAGCCAAGCCCAUAGCAGAGCUUCCAGCAGUUACAGGCUUCCAGGCAAGCUCUGGUUUCAGCUCAGACCCAGCAUGCCCUCAGCUCCCACAUAUUCAUUGCUGUUGCUAGGCUUGCUGAAGUUAGGUUGGGAAUUACCCAUGUUUUUGCCAUGACAUUUCUGACUGUACUGUAAGUAUCCAUUUUAUCCUCACCCUAUAGGCUUUUUGCAAUAGGAACAUAAUGUAGAUGGUCCAAAAUAAUAAAAAAAACAUUUGCAACUAAGUUUUUUAAUUAGGUUGCUAAACUGUAAAUUGCCAUUUAUGCACAUGAUAAGAUUUCUCUUCUAGUAUGCAUUGAUGUCCAGGAUAUAGCUUGAACCUCUAGAAAUUUCUAAAAAUUAUGAUACACUGGUUUUGUUUCCAUUCAACCACUAACUAAGAAAUUACACUCUACUCUACACUCUAGAAGUAACAGCAUGGCUUCUGACUUGAUUGUAGUGUAAGUUCUUUCCUCAAGCAGCUAUCAAGCAAAGAUAGUCCUAAAAUAAUGGGGGAAGAAGGAAUGCCAUAGAGAAGAGUUUCUCGGGAGGGAGAGGAUAGGAUUGUUAUAAUUUAAGGGUGCCCCACUUCUCUUGUAAUUUUAAAAUUCUGUUUUACAGACAGACUUUCUGGUCAAGCUCCAGAUGCUUUUGUUUGAGUAGCCUCAACCUCCCUAUGGACUCAACAGAUGUACCACGAAAUGGCAUUGCUCACUGGGAAUGCAGAUCCUGACUUCAGCUCCCGCUCCUUCAACAACUUGGAAAACCUCUGUGAAGUGCAAACCAAGAAAGGAUUCUUCUACAAAAAGGCCAAACUUCUGCAUCCUGGAGAAGACUUGUGCUGCUUAGCCCGCUUGGAUGACCGGUCCAGGUUUGUGAUCAUCAACGUAGGUGGUAUUAAGUACAAAAUUCCCUGGACCACCUUGGAGAACUGCCCCUUGACCAGGCUUGGGAAGCUAAAAUCCUGCAAUAAUUAUGAUGAGAUCAUGGACAUCUGCGAUGAUUAUGAUGUUAGCUGCAAUGAAUUUUUUUUUGACCGUAAUCCUAGUGCCUUCAGAACAAUCAUGACAUUCCUGACAGCUGGGAAGCUGAGGCUUCUCAGGGAGAUGUGUGCUCUUUCGUUCCAGGAGGAGCUUGUGUACUGGGGGAUAGAAGAGGACCACCUGGAGUGGUGCUGUAAAAAGAGACUGCGACAGAAAGAGGAAGAGGCAGCUGAGGCCAGGCUGUUUGAGAGGGAGAUGGUGUUUAAUGAAGCUACGCAAAGUGCCUUCCAGGACAGCAGCCGACUGAGUCUGUGCAUGCGAAAGCUCAGGGAUAUGGUGGAGAACCCCCACUCAGGGAUCCCAGGAAAGAUCUUUGCUUGUAUUUCAAUCUCUUUUGUUGCCAUCACUGCUGUCAGCCUCUGCAUCAGCACCAUGCCCGAUGUCAGAGAAGAGGAGGAUCGGGGUGAAUGCUCACGGAAGUGCUAUGACAUCUUUGUGCUGGAGACGGUGUGUGUGGCGUGGUUUUCCUUUGAGUUCCUGCUGCGAUCCAUCCAGGCAGAAAACAAGUGUGCUUUCCUGAAAACCCCGCUCAACAUCAUCGACAUCCUGGCCAUUCUGCCUUUCUACAUCUCUCUCAUCGUGGAUGUGGUUUCCACAAAGAACAGCAGCAAGCCCGGCGGGGGAGCCGGGAACAAGUACCUGGAGCGCGUGGGGCUGGUGCUGCGCUUCCUGCGGGCGCUGCGCAUCCUGUACGUGAUGCGGCUGGCGCGGCACUCGCUGGGGCUGCAGACGCUGGGGCUCACCGUGCGCCGCUGCACCCGCGAGUUCGGGCUGCUCCUGCUCUUCCUCUGCGUCGCCAUGGCCCUCUUCUCGCCGCUGGUCUACCUGGCUGAGAGCGAACUGGGAGCCAAGCAAGAGUUCACCAGCGUCCCCAGCAGCUACUGGUGGGCCGUGAUCUCCAUGACAACGGUUGGCUACGGGGACAUGGUGCCUCGUAGCAUCCCCGGACAGGUGGUAGCCCUGAGCAGCAUCUUGAGUGGGAUUUUGCUGAUGGCUUUCCCAGUCACAUCCAUCUUUCAUACCUUUUCCCGUUCCUACAGCGAGCUGAAGGAGCAGCAGCAGCGAGUAGCCAGCAGGCAGGUGCGCCAGCGGCAAGAGAACACCGAGCUCCUGGGUGGUGACAGUACAGGGGGGCUCAGUGCCACAUUCCCGCCAAGCGCUGGUAAGCAGGGUCUGACCUUGGUGCACCAGUAAGCCUAGAGAAGCUCUUGACCCUGAACAGCUCAGGACAUACGUUGGCAGCCCAAGAAGCAGUGGACAAGGGAGGUCAGUUCUGCAGGAAGAAUGCCAUGAACUGCAUAAAUGAGGGGCAGACAAACACAAGGUUUCUCUAAAGACCAACUUCUGAUCUUAAGGGACCUCUGAAAAGUACCCCUACAAAUUCUACCAAGUACAGCUCUGCUCCAUUGCUUUUCUUAGGGCUUUUCUAUUGAGCAAGUAUUUUUGGGUAUGCCCAAGGAGCAGCCAUUGAACAUAGCCAGCCAGCAGAAUGUAGUGUGAAGCACAGCCCAUGCCAGGUGCCAUGUGUCACAGCAACCAGCAUGCCACCUCCUCUGGGCCCUGCUCAGUGGCAGGGCUGAGCAAGGGGCUCCCUGUGCUGCGACGCCCCACAGCACGUUUGUUUUGGCAGCACCACCAAGGAACACAAACGUCAGACAAGCCAAGGGGCGAGGGCAAGAGAAGGGCAGAAGCAUUCCCUCAGCCUCACCAGGGGCUUGCUUUUGUCUUCUGCAGAUGAAGCAGCACAGCAAGAGUGCUGCCAGCUCUGAAUUGUGUGUGAGCACAGUUUGCAUUAUUUAGUAGAGAUGCAUAUUUACCAUCCUAAGCUUUAUAUCUUACUUAGUCCCAUGACAGAAAUAUACAUACAAAAAAUCUUCCUGACUACGGUACUGAAUGUUAACUUGGUUAUUUUUCCUUUGCUAACAGUCAAAUAUUAAAAAUACUAUGACAAAUGAUGACAUUUCUCCACUUUCUGUUAACUGUUUCCAUCUCUUGUGUAUUGAGAAAUGUGUUUAACAGGCAAUUGAACCAACCUGAACUACGUGUAGCUCAAGGGGAGGGUGAUGUUGGACCAGCAGCGACUCCCAGCUCUGCACAGUCGUCCUCAGUGGUGAUGGCUGCACGGAGUGCAGUUGUGUGCAGACAGGAGUAGGGGAGCAGGACAAACCCAGUGCAGCCAGCGAGACACCAUCAGUGGGCUCGGCCCAAGCUACAGUGCAGCAGCUGUGCUCUGCCUUAGGAGUAGCCUUUUGGUUUUGCCCUCCUACCGAGAAAAAGACAAUCCUGUCAUUAGAACAAGUGUUCUGGCUCUUCUUCCUGAUUCUCAAAGGAUUUAAGUCACUAUAAAGGGAAAUUAAUCAUAUGGUGGCAUCUGCAUAUUUGCUUAUUGAUGCCAGCCCCGUGCAUGAGCUUUCCCUAGAGGAGCUGUGUAGCUGUUCCAAGUCAGGAUGCUGUGUGGGUCUUUCAGUGCUCCUACAGGUGGGAUGCGGUCAGGGAAUGGAGGGAGAUGGAAGCCAACAGUCUCUUGUACCUACACCCCUAUUUGUACUAAAGCCAUGCAGUGUCACCCUCCAUAUUCUCCACCCACCAGGAAGGGAACAAAACCUGAUGUACUGAAGAUGGGAUUUGUCUGGUCUGUUAUUUGGUUUGUUAUUUUUUGCCUCAACAUAUGUUGUAAAACUAAUCCUACGUUACAAAACUCUCAUAUUAAGCCAUUCCUUAUAGGAAUGAAGCAAGGGAAAUGGAAAAGUUACGCUUUAUUUUAAUAAAAAUAUAAAGCUUUGUUGCUGA
This is a messenger RNA of Zonotrichia albicollis (white-throated sparrow), 7006 nucleotides long. Lineage: Eukaryota; Metazoa; Chordata; Aves; Passeriformes; Passerellidae. The record is from RefSeq and is a predicted model, not a curated record.